GAGUUACUCUCGGGUUUCUUCCUGAGAAUUGUGCACUUCUCGUCUUGAUUUCUUACACCAGGGCUCUACCUUUCCUGCUAUCCUUCACUUGAACAUACUGUCUUCCGUUGGCCUAUCACCCGCCUCACGAGGGCUGUUCUGCUCAUGGCACCUACAUUGACCGGCGCUAUGAAUAAUGCAAGCAAGAGGAAGGCUUCCGCGGCCGGUCUGCCCACUGCUGGCAGGACAGUUAAACGAAGAGCGUCCAAAGCUUGUCAUUGUUGCAGAUCGAGGAAGGUGCGUUGCGAUGUCGUCGAGAGCGGCAUACCUUGUACGAAUUGCAGGCUCGACGAAGUAGAAUGCAUAGUCACAGAAGGGAAGCGGAGGAGAAAAUCGUAUGCGGACGGAGAAGUCCUCCACCAUUCUCCCUGUACUUCAAUCGAGGAGGAAAAGGAGCCGCCAAAGUUCUCGAUAUUCGAUGAUAUCGACGGAUUGGAUGACUUUGCUCCUGCCUUGUCCACUGCCGAGCCGGCACAAAAUCUAAAUGCGCUGGAAUUUGAGCUCAGUCACCACAAACCUCAUAUGCUGUAUCAAACGCAGGGUCACCGGCUGAGUCGGGACGAGAGGACGAGACGGAUGUCUGCGAUAAGCACAAGACCUCUUCCAACGCCGCUUCCGUUGUCAUCUGGUCCCGGAUACUUCACUCAGCUGACUCCUCAUCUGAUGAUUCGGCCGGACAUUAUUCUGCCACCAUACAUCAAGCCGAUCCCGCAAAGGAUUGCCACUGAAGAUCUCGAGUAUCUCCAGAGAAAGGGUGCCUUCAUCAUUCCUGAACCCGGUCUACGCAACGAACUUCUUCGGUGCUAUGUACAAUAUGUCCACCCUUAUCUACCGCUGCUCGACCUCCAAGAUUUCCUCGCUACAAUCGCAAAAGACCAACCAACCGACACGGUCAGUCUCCUGCUGUUCCAGGCUGUUAUGUUUGCUGCCACCGCAUACAUAGAUAUGCGGUACCUGGUGGCACAGGGCUAUGUGACACGAAAAGCAGCCCGGAAAGCCUUUUUCCAAAGGGUCAAACUCUUGUAUGAUUUCGACUAUGAGGUCGAUCGUAUCACGAUCGUCCAAGGCGUUUUGCUGAUGACCUACUGGUACGAAAAUCCUGACGACCCCAAGGACGUUUGGCAUUGGUUGGGCGUUGCAAUUUCGGUAGCCCGCACAAUCGGCCUCAAUUGCGACACGUCGAAUGCACCAUUGAUGACUUUGCAGAAACGCCACCUUUGGAAGAGGAUCUGGUGGUGCUGUUUCAUGCGAGACCGCCUGAUUGCUAUUGGCAUGCGCCGUCCAAUGCGAAUCAACACCGGAGAUUCCGAUGUUCCGAUGCUUGAACUGGCGGAUUUUGAGACCGACCCUCUUCCCACGGAGCUGACCAGAAUGCUCGGAGGGUGUCCGACAGCGAAAGACAGUCUCAAGCGGGUCACGUUGGCCAAAUUGUGCAUUGCACUGGCCCAACUGUGCGUGUGUAUCAGCCAAGUCCUUGCUGUACAGUAUUCCACCCUUGGCCACAAGAUCGGUGCCACACAAGAGACGACUAUGAGACUGGUACCCAAGAAAUCCGCGGCAGACUCAUGCGAUGUGAUCCGAUGUGAUCGUGAGCUGGAGGCAUGGUUCACGGACAUGCCUGAAGACCUUCACUAUUUCGUUCCCGGCUCUCGUGAUCCAACGACGGCCGUCGAUGGCGAAGUCAUCAAUGUGCACCGUGCACUCUUACAUGGUGUUUAUCUCACAGUCAUCAGCGCUCUGCACCGUCCACAGAUCUUGCCUUCUGCUCCGGACGUCGUCGUGGCUCCGGAGCUUCGGGAUCUGUCUAAAAGGAGGGUCCGUGAGGCGGCCAAUGAUAUUACCGACAUGUAUAGGAAUCUCUUUACUCACGAUCUGAUACGAUUCUUGCCGAACACUGGUGUCACCUGCCUCCUUCCUGCCAUUAUCAUCCACCUCCUUGAUAUCAAGUCGCCAGACAGCGAGAUUCGACAAGCAAGCGUCCACAAGUUUCAAGUUUGCAUGCAAGCGUUGCAGCGGCUUCGCGAAAUGUACGCAUCAGCAGACUUUGCCUUCUCUUUCCUCGAUGCGGCUGUUCGAAAGACGAACUCGCAAAUUUCCAGCGCGGCAAUGGCCAUGAAAGGGCAAGCCUCCCCUUUCAGCCCUCCGGUGGAGCAGAAACUAUUCCCGUCGGGUCCACUGCUGCUUACGCCGCCACCAGAAGCCAUGCAGACCGCCAACAUGCUCCUCUUCAAUUCGACACUGGCUCAGGAAGAACGAAACCUACUUUCUGCAUUCACACCACCGGGAUCAGCAGGGUCCGAAGUCAGUCUACAUUCAUUCACCCUCGACGGAGGAGCCACAAGCUUGGCCGGAGCUGCCGACGCCAAGGGAUAUGGGCUUGUGAAUACCCAGGCCCAUGAGCAGCUCACCGACACUGACUUUGAUUCGAUGGUAGAUUUAGAAGGUGGCAGUAAUCUAUUUUCAAACAUUGAAGAUGGCAUCGAUGUGAAUAUGUCAUGGUUGGAUGCCUUUGAUGGAGACGGCCCGAAAUCAAGUAUACAGGAUUUCACAUUCACAAAGCAAGAGCAUUCCGAGGCUAGGAAUAUGUCGGGUUACGCCGAGCAAAUAUUGGACUUUGGCGGCGACCUUGACGUCGAUCUGGGCAUUCCUGUGGUUGGUUGAUGAUCCUGGGUCGGGAAAGUCACGGACCGGUCACAACAGUGUGCUUUUGUAUCAACGAUCAAAUGCGGUUGUAUUUAGUCUUAUGGGCUCGGUCAGGAAUGCGUGAGGCUGAAAACGAGCGCUCUGGAUCUUGGUGAUGUUGUUGGCGAGCCUCAUGCAUGCACCUGUACUCAGUGGAAAAGGUCAACUCGUCAGACAGCGAGACUAUUAUCUGGUCAGCGAAUAAUGUGCGUGAAUGUGACAAAGUCGUGCCUUAAGAGAAGCUCGAG
Molecule: messenger RNA, 2969 nt
Organism: Exophiala xenobiotica
Lineage: Eukaryota; Fungi; Ascomycota; Eurotiomycetes; Chaetothyriales; Herpotrichiellaceae
Exons: 2
Coding region: 145-2700 (851 amino acids)
Biological process (GO): regulation of DNA-templated transcription; DNA-templated transcription
Molecular function (GO): DNA binding; DNA-binding transcription factor activity, RNA polymerase II-specific; zinc ion binding
Source: RefSeq, a predicted model, not a curated record